Molecule: messenger RNA, 1089 nt
Organism: Beauveria bassiana ARSEF 2860
Lineage: Eukaryota; Fungi; Ascomycota; Sordariomycetes; Hypocreales; Cordycipitaceae
Product: aspartate-semialdehyde dehydrogenase
Exons: 4
Coding region: 1-1089 (362 amino acids)
Biological process (GO): L-threonine biosynthetic process
Molecular function (GO): aspartate-semialdehyde dehydrogenase (NADP+) activity; NAD binding; protein dimerization activity
Source: RefSeq, a predicted model, not a curated record
AUGCCUACGCAACUACCUCCCAAGAAGUGCGGCGUCCUGGGCGCGACUGGCUCCGUCGGCCAGCGCUUCAUCCUUCUCCUCGCCAAACAUCCCUCGCUUGUACUUCACGCCAUCGGCGCGUCAUCGCGCUCCGCCGGCAAGGCCUACAAGGACGCCGUCCGCUGGAAGCAGGCCUCACCCAUGGGCAAGGUCGCCGAUUUGGUGGUGCGAGAGUGCAAGGCUAGCGAGUUUGCCGACUGCGACGUCGUCUUUUCCGGCCUCGACUCUGACGUGGCCGGCGAUAUUGAGAUGGAGUUUCUCAAGGCCGAGAUCCCCGUAUUCUCCAACGCGAAAAACUACCGCCGCGAUCCCCUCGUGCCGCUCGUCGUCCCGACUGUCAACCUCACUCACCUCGACCUGAUCCCACACCAGCGCUCCGAGCACAAGCUCUCCAAGGGCUUCCUCGUAUGUAACUCCAACUGCGCCGUCAUUGGGCUAGUUAUCCCCUUUGCCGCGCUGCAGGCCGCGUUCGGCCCCAUCGACCUCGUCAGCAUCGUCACCCUGCAGGCCGUCUCAGGCGCCGGCUACCCAGGCGUCUCGUCUAUGGACGUGCUCGACAACAUCGUGCCGUAUAUCCAGGGCGAAGAAGAUAAGCUCGAGACGGAGGCGCGCAAGAUCCUCGGAAGCCUCGACACCACCAAGACGGCAUUUGUCGAACAAGACGGCCUGCGCGUCUCGGCCGCCUGCAACCGCGUCCCAGUCCUCGACGGCCACACGGCCUGCGUCAGCCUCAAGUUCAAGAAUCAGCCCGCGCCAUCAGCGGAGGCGGUCAAGAAGGCGCUGCGCGAGUACACGUGCGAAGCGCAGGCACUGGGCUGCCCGUCGGCACCAGAGCCGCCGAUUGCGGUGUUUGAGGAGAAUGAUCGCCCGCAGCCCCGUCUGGACCGUGACCUGGGCAACGGGUACACUGUCAGCGUUGGCCGCGUGCGCGAGGACGAGAGCGGCAUCUUUGAUCUCAAGUUUGUUGCUCUGAGCCACAACACCGUCAUUGGAGCUGCCGGGUCGUCCAUUUUGAAUGCCGAGGCCGCCAUCCUCAAGGGCUACAUCUAA